Messenger RNA from Durusdinium trenchii, 3999 nucleotides. NCBI's taxonomy places the organism in Eukaryota, Dinophyceae, Suessiales, Symbiodiniaceae. The record is from the annotation of a GenBank genome assembly.
AUGAAGAUCGCCCUGACAGGAUCCGAAUGGCUGGCUCGUCUCGCCAAAGAUGCACAGGUCAUAGACCAAGACCCAACCCUGGCGAAUUUGAUACUGGCCAAGUCACUGUCAGACAGCAAUCAAUCACAGAACCAGAGGAACCGGCGCGUUUUGGCACUUCGACUUCGCCGAUGGAGAGGGAUUUCUGGGAGCUUCACAGGAAGCUUGGAGAAGCCUAUGAGGUUUCGAAAAGCACCUGGCUGUGUCAAGCUCACCUCUUGUACACCGCCCUUUUUGCACAGUCAGCCUGGACUGCAGCGCUUCAGCCGCAGCACGAGCAAUUUGGGGAGCGCACCAGGCACACCCGCGGACAAUAAGCGUUUAACGCGUGCCGAAAGCGCGAGAAGUGGCGCUCUCGAGAAGUCUGGCGAGAAUGAAUUACAAAGGAGCUUGGAAAGCAGCUUCGAAAGCAUUGCCCCAGUGGAGCAGCGCGCCUCCUUCGUGCGGCAGGGCUCCACGCCCAUGGACAUGGCACCUGACAGCACUUCCGCCGUUCCCUUGCCUUCGGUUCCGUUGGACUGUUGGCUCCAUCGAGCGAAGACAAACGGGACCCGUAUCACGAAGAGAACGGUGGAGGAGGCGGCCGAGGCCAGCUUCUUCGAGGAUUUCCCUGCUGUGGCCAUGGGCAGCAGUGCAGUGACGGUGGGAUAUUGGACGAUGGAUGUUGUCCUCUCCUUCUUCACUGGAUACCUGCAAAAAGGCAACUUGAUUCUGAAUCAUGGAGACAUUGCGCGCCACUACUUGAAGUCUUGGUUCCUGCCCGAUUUUCUGGUCACGACCAUUGACAUCGUCCUGACCUUCUCUGGUGCUGAGACUGAUCGUGCAUCGACGCGGAUCUUGCGGCUCCUGCGGCUCUUCCGGGUCGUCCGUCUCGGGAAGUUGACGCGCUUCGUGGCCUUCGUGCGCGACAAGUUUGAGUCGGAGACGGCCUACACGCAAUUCAGUUUGAUGCUCUUGAUCGCGGGGAUGAUGCUGCUGGAGCAUGUGGUUGCUUGUGGCUGGUUAGGUAUUGGAUCUUUGACAUCUGAACCAGAGACAUGGACGACGAGAUAUCGGGCAGAGGCGGCUGCCUUUACGGUGAAGUAUACACACAGCCUGCGGUGGGCCUUCUCCCAGUUGGGCAUUGGAGGGACGAACAUCGAAGCGGUGAACGAACCGGAAGGGCUCUACAGUGUCGUUGUUGCCCUGGUGUCCUUGAUUACCUUCUCAACCAUCAUCAGUUCAAUGACCUCUUUGGUCAGCACUUUGCAAAGCAAACGCAUGGAACAGACGCAGCAGUUCGGCUUGCUCCGACGAUUCUUGCGACUGAACAAGAUCCCAGAAGGCCUGGGCAGCCGUGUCACUCGCUUCCUACACUACACCUACCAAGAAAGAGCAUUGAAUUCAGGUGAUCCGUACAUACUGGACUACCUCUCCAAGUCCCUUCAGGCUGAGCUGCUUUUGGCGCGAUACCGUCAGCAGCUUUCCAAGAUGGCAUACUUAAGACCUUUGCUGCGAAAUGGUUUCUUGAGCCUGCAAGAGAGUAAGACCUUGCAGACGCUGGCCAGUCAAGCCGUAUCAAUGCAUGACGUAGCAGAAGAUGAUGUGAUCUUCUGCAGUGGGCACGCUGCGAGCUACUCAUACUUUGUGGCACAUGGAUCUAUGUUGUACUUGCAGAAUAACAGCCCAGAGAGACAAGCACCAAACGAUUCCUGGAUUGCGGAGAUGUGCUUGUGGAGCACCUGGACUCACGUUGGCGAUUUGAUGUGCCACAGUUUCUGCAAGGUUUUGGCCAUCCACGUGACGGAGUUCUGCAACAUCAUCUCGGGUGAAACAAGCAUGCAAGUUCGUGCCCAUCACUAUGCCACCGCUUAUGUGGAGAAGCUGAACGUGGCGCAGAAUGUGAACGACUUGGGGAUCACCGAGAUGGAAGCUGGAGGAAAGCGUUCCAGUUUGGCCUCCCUUGGCAACAUCGGCGCCUUUGGAAACCCUCUCCGCUUCUUUGACAGGCCUUUUCGAGCACUGCGGGGUGAUGAUGCGGGGUGCCGGACAGCUCCACAAGAAGUGGUGAGAGCUGCGCGAAGCCUCAUCGCCAACGCCAGCGAUUGGCUCCGCUGGCUUCCUCAGACAAAGAUGAUCAUUUUGGAGGGCGACGUGCAACAGUUUCCACUCAAGCGUCUUGAGGACGCCUGGUGCAGCGGAUGCAUCCAGGGCCUCUUCCCCAAGGAGGCGCGCCGCUUCGGCGCAGGCCUUUACAACCCUUCAGUGGCGCCGGGGCCUGAGGGACCCACCGAAGGCACUUGGCUCGCAGUCUUCCGUGCCUCCAACUGGCACUACUGCCCGGAGUCUGGCUGGGAUGGGAAUUGGUCGCACGUUCCUCACCACAAGGCACAGGGGCAGCAGUACAAUCGGCCGAUCGUGGCGCUGCUGCGGAAUUGGACGUUGCUGGAGGCAGCCGCCCUGGAGUUCCCCAAGGAUCGCUUCACAGCGCGCUUCCAAGAGGUUCAAGCCGGAGAAGUCCUCGCUGAGCGCUCGAUCGAAGGCCCUGAGGACUUGCGACUCCAUCGCUCGAGCGAGGGAACAUAUUGGGUCUCGUUCAGCUUCCGCAGCGCCUUCCUGGCGAAGCUCCACGUGAGCUUUUGCCACGGCAUCCCCAAGUGCAAGAUGGUUGCCUCCAUUGACGCAUCAUCCAUGACAGAGUUCACACCUGAGGCCUUGUGGAAGAAGAAGCACCGACAGCAACAAGCCUUCAAGAACCUCAACAUCGCAAAUCUCAAAGAGGACACCGCCCUGGUGGAGUUCUCCUUGAACCCACGGAUCCUUCUCCAGGUGGAUUUGCCCUCCGGGCUGUGGAUUCAGGUGUCGUCCAGUGAGACCUCGAGCCUCCCAGUCCUCCACGAGUCUCAGCAUUUCUUUCGAGGAGGAUUUUGCUGUCUCCAGGUGACUUGGGCCAAGCGAAGGGUGCAUUUGGGGAUCGCACACAUCAAGGGCCCAUCAGGGCGGCACCGGCCAAUGCCCUUGAAAGUUGGAGCCAAGUUGGGGGAGUUUCCUCACAAAGGCUUCGGGGUGAAGGAGCUUCGAGAAGUGCGCUGCAGCGGGAAGGAGCCGAAACGGAUGAUCUUCAGCCUGCAGGUGGGCCAGCCGCACAUCAAUGCGCUGGAGACCAUGCAUGGAGCAUUUACGAUGUUGCUGUUGGAUGUCUUGACCACGAUCACCAUCAUGGAUUUCAGCCCCAAGCCUACCGUCUCGGUGAACAUGGCAGGCCAAUAUCAAGGCGCUGCCAAGUUGGGUGACGAGCUGUCUCUUGACUGCCGGGUGGAAAAGGCCGGAAAAUCCCUGGUCUACACCUCCAUGACGAUCAAGUCGGGUGACAAGACUGUGUUCACUGGCCAACACACCAAAAUGUUCAACCGCUACGUGUUCCUACACCGCUUCUAUGUGAGCAACCUGGAAGCGCCUUAUGAGGUUCUUGGCCUCUCUCCCGAGCUUUGUUUUCACUUCCUGGGCGCCUCAGGAGUGCCGUGGCAGACGGACGUCCAAGAGGGCUGCGAGACCUUGCAGUUCGUCUCAGGCAUGAUGCUGAAGGAUCAGGACACACUCAUGCUAAGUGUGGGGGUCAGUGACUGUGAAUCCUCCUUCGUGUCCCUCCACUUGGCCACGGUCCUGGAGCUACUCCAUCCCCCACAGCCGCCCCAAAAGCUGCCAAAGCAUGUGGCCGCGGCGGGCGCCCGUGCCGACCGCGGCGGCCCAGUGGCGAGCGCCUUGCGGGCCCUGCGACUGCUGAAGGCAAUGGCCAAGCCCAUGGCGUUGCCUGGAGAAGCAACGCGAAAAGAUGUUCCAGAGGCCUUGCGCGCCCAGCACCGCCUGGAGCACCUUUGGCAGAAGCGCUUGGCGGAGAGGAGUCGGGCGUGCCAAGAGGCCAUUGACUGCCCCGAGAAGCACUUGUUGGGGAAGGCCCAGCUGAUGAGUGAAAGCCCUUGA